CUCCAGGGCAAUGUCAUGUGACUGACACGAGCGCCGUACAGUGGCAUUAGCGAGUUCUCGUUAGCAGAACGAUACAGUUUAACUCGGUAGAAACAGUUCACUCUUGCUAAACAGUAAACCCUUACGAUACUUCAUAAACAGAAUAUUCAUAGUUGUGAUGCAUUAAACGGCUUUAAAAAACUGCUAGUGUUGUCUAAGCUAGGCCUAGGCUGUACUGUAACGUCUAACUGCUCUGCAAAUGAAACUAUGGAGAACGACCCAAAAUGUAAACAGUGUUGUUAAACGUCUUUUGGCAUUAAUCUGAUACUUUUGGGGACCUACACAACCGGGAUUCAUGUCGCUUGCUAAACCGUUUGAUCUGGAAUUUCAGAAUGAACGGCGCGCAGCAAAAUGACCUGAAAAGACAAAACCUGUUAGAGAGACUUCUUGAUGCAGUUAAACAGUGCCAAAUUCGCUUUGGUGGCAGGAAGGAGAUUGCCUCGGAUUCUGAUAGCAGAGUCAUAUGCCUGUGUGCCCAGUUUGAAGCAGUACUUCAACAUGGCUUGAGGAAAAGUCGUGGUUUAGCCCUCACAGCAGCUGCCAUUAAACAUGCUGCUGGAUUUAGCAGUAAAACUGAAGCAGAGCUGACGUUCUGGUUUUAUGUGAAGGAGCACCUCAACCGUCAUGAGUUGCAGCGCUUCUACUCUCUGCGGAAUAUCACAUCUGAGCAGGGCCGAGGCCGGGCAUGGCUUCGUUGUGCUCUGAACGAACACUCACUAGAGCGCUAUCUUCACAUGCUUCUGGCAGACCAUGCCCGCCUUAGUGCCUUCUAUGAAGACUGGGCUUUUGUUCUGGAUGAGGAGAGAGCCAGUAUGCUGCCCACCAUGGCUGCAGGGCUCAAUUCCAUACUGUUUGCCAUCAACAUCGACAACACGGACCUAAAUGGUCAGGUCCGCGGGGGGUCGUCUGUGUCCCACUUGCUUAAGGAGUCCACACAGGGCAUGAGCAGUUUGUGGAAAGAGUCCACUCAAGGUGUCAGCACUCUUCUGCGGGAAAUCGGUACCGCCACUGCGGUGGUUCCUGGUUUCAUCCCUCGCUCAGAUGCACCAUCAGACCCACUGCCUGUCCUGCCCCGCAGCACUUCUGCAGAUUCUGGUUUAAGAAAAGAGCGCAGACGUAAAAAGAAGAUCACAAACAUCAUCUCCUUUGAUGAUGACUUGGAUGCGGGUGCAGAAGAUGAGGACGAGGCUGGUGAGGACGUUGUGAGGAGUCUCAGGAAGAGUACGGUGGGUCAUGUGAGUUCUGAGGAGGCUCUGGACCCUCCGGACUCCACCUCUCCUGUUCAUAACGGCCUGACUGAGCCUGGGAUCGUGAGCUGGGCUGAAACACCCCCACAGAACGGAGUACUGCCUGAUACCAAGAGCAUUGACAAUGAGGAGGAGGAAGAGAAUGAUAAUUAUGGAAAGAGCAGGCCGGAGCCCCCAGAAGAGGAUCCUGGGAAUGGAGAGCAGAUGGUUGUGGGGAGUUUAUCCAGUGUUUCCACAUGGAGUCCAAGGCAAAUCAUCACUGACAAUGACAACUCACACAUUCUCAUACCUUUGGCCCCCAGUGAGCCCUACACACAACAAGCUGGCAGUUCAGUUGAGAAUGUUGAAUUUCAUGGACAGAAGGAGAGCUCAAGCCCACCAGCUGACAGUGAAAAACAAAGCCAACUCCAGUUUAGCAUGGAGUCAGACUUGCCAGCACAGAUUGCGCCUGUGACUAGUGUUUUGCCGACCCCUGGUCUUCCCGAAUCCAUGACCGUUGCUGAACUGCGGCAAGCCAUUGUGGCCAUGAUGAACAGGAAAGAUGAACUCACUGAGCAGAACACAUCUCUGCGCAGUCUCCUGGAUGGAGAGAUGGAGCACUCGGCUGGGCUGAGGCAGGAGGUGGACAGCUUGAAGAAGAGACUGGCUGAACUAGAGGAGAGACAUGCAGCCAAAGUCCAAGCUCUCAUGAGAGAAAAUGAGGUUCUGAAGGUCCAGCUGAAGAAGUAUGUUGCAGCUGUCCAAAUGCUGAAAAGAGAAGGCAGCCAAGGCAAUGACGCAUUAACCAUUCAAAGGAAUUGUGACGGUCCCCUUCCAGUUCCACAAAACCGGUCUGUAGCUGAUAUAGAGGAACUGGCUGCCAACUAUGAGCGUAAACUCAUUGAGGUGGCUGAGAUGCACGGAGAGCUGAUAGAGUUUAACGAGAGGCUGUACCGCUCCCUCAUGGCCAAAGACAACCUGAUCGGACAGAUGAGACAGGAACUCAUCGACCUGCGCGGGCCGUCCAGGCACUCUGGGCAGAUCGCUGUCUGCUUCCAUAGUAAAUAUCACUGGACUGGCAUGCCUUUAGCAGAAAGGAAAGUGCCAGGGGACCUGAGCCAGACCUCUGACGAUCCCAGCCUAUCUGACUUCGAGACAACACAACGUGCCCUUGUCAACGUGUGGAUCCCCUCUGUGUUCCUUCAAGGUCGGGCUGCCAACGCCUAUCAUGUAUAUCAGGUCUACAUUAGAAUCCUGGACAAUGAGUGGAAUGUGUAUCGGCGCUACGCUGAGUUCAGGGUACUGCACAAUUACCUGCGGCCACAAUUCCCACAAGUCGACGCGUUCAAUUUCCCACCUAAAAAAGCCAUCGGCAACAAGGAUGCCAAGUUUGUAGAGGAGAGGAGGAAACUGCUGCAGUCAUACCUGCGUAUGGUGAUGAAUAAACUGAUCCAGACACUGCCUGAAUUCACUGCCCAGCCCACAAAGGAGACUUUACUGCAGUUACUGCCUUUUUGCCACUCUAUGCCGAUCUGACAGCAGCAAUACAGCAGAGGAGAAGCCGAUCAUGGUAUGUUGUAUGUUGCAUAACCCCACUUCUGGCUUACUGUUCAAAUUUCAUUUCCUUUGAAACCUCUUGAACGUUAUUAGUUCUAUGUAAUCAGUACAGUUAGAUUAGCCAGCUCUCAGACCAAUGGCUUCAUAAGUGGCUGUUCCGUCAUACCUUCACAAAGGUGCUUUGAAACUGUUGUUUUUGGUCCUUUUUGAGAACAGAGAAGGAAAUUCAUGGUUCCCUCCCCACUUGAAGAUUAUCCAGUUGCAGAAAAAAAGUACGUGAACCAUAGAUUUUUGCAUAAAUUGGUCAUAAAAUUUGAUGCUUUGUGGGAUAGAAAGAGUGUGACUAUAUCCAUUCGAAUUCACACAGAGAUAUUGUGUUUUUAUGCUUGUGUAAGGAGAAUGUCAGACAUUAUAGAAGUAUGGAACCACAGCAAAGAGCAAGUAAUUUUUUUUUAUUUUAUACUCCUUAUUUAAGCUCUGUUAGCUCUGACUCUUGUUGACUCCAAUUAAGUUAGUCAUUAACCUGUUCUUUUGACAUGAAAACUUAUAUUUAAGCAGACUGUGGUGUUUGUUGUUGUGAUUUGGUUGAAGAUCGAAAGUCAUUUUAGCAGAAAUCCACAAAUGUAGCAACAUUUUUUCUGCAAAUGUAGGUGCAUUCAGUUUGACAAAACCAUUUAUUUGCUCUUCUCUGUGGUUUUAUACUCCUAAAAUGUCUGGCAUUCACUUUAAACAUGCAUAUAAAGCACACACCAUCAGUGUGUGAAUUCGAUUGGAUGCAGUUGCACCCUUUCCAUCCCAUAUGCAGCAAGUUUAUGAAGCCUUGGCUAUAUAUUUUAGCCACAAUCAUACAAAAACCAUGACUCUCAGACAGUGCAGCACUGAUACAGUCACACCGCUCUCAGACACACACACACCACUUCUCUGUCACUCAUCUAUGGCAGUCUCAUGACAUUGCAGCUGCCCUCCAUCUCACCUGACACCUCCAAUUGUAACCCAAUGUGGAUUUUUUUUUUUUUUUUAACCAAGCACCUUUCUGCUUUUCUGCCUGCUUUUAGUUCCCCUGCUCACCAUCAGCACCAUAAAUAUAAGACAAAUUGAAACAAGAUGAUAUAGAAUAAAAGAGAAAAAGUCUCCUUAUCUAUAAAGUGUUACAUUUAUGAUGUUAUUUUGUAGACCAUCCCAGAAGUUCACAUCACCCUCGUUCCCUAAACAAAUAAACAGAUUUUUCCCAUUGGCUUUUGGAUUGUUGCAGAAAAUAAGCUCUGUGACCAACAAAAGUUUACAACUCUCACACGUUUUGUACAUUAUGAUCUCACAAAUGAACACAACUUUUAUGAAUUUUGAAGCUUAAAUACAAUCGGCAGAAGGAAAAAGCUAAACAUAGGCUAUAAAUCAGGGUUCCUCAAUUAGUUUUCACCGAGGGCCAAAUUCUGCCAAAAAUACCAAGCCAAGGGCCACUGACCUAUAUAUAUAUAUAUAUAUAUAUAUAUAUACUAUAUUGCCAAAAGUAUUGGGUCACCCCCUUCUAAUGAACAGGUUUGACUACUUUAGUCAUUUCCAUGAGUACAAAUCUUAAUGUUUAAGCAUAUAAUGAUAUUCUAGGGAAUUGUGUGCUUCUAAUUUUAAAGCAACAGUUUGGACAGGACCCUUUUCUAUUCUAACAUGACAAUACCUCUGUGUAUAAGGCAAGGUUCAAAAAGAAAUGAUUGUUUUAGUCAGUGUGGAAGAACUUGACUGGUUUGCAGAAAGCCAAGUCCUAAUCCAAGCUGAACACCUCUGGUGUGACUUUAAAUGCAGAUCUUGAGCCAAAAACUCUUUACCAAACACCAAUGACUUUUACAUACGCUGUAUGGACAAACGUACUGGGACACCCCCUUCUUUAGAACAGAAAAAGGCACUUCCAAAACUGUGGCAACAAAGAUGGAAACAUAAUUCAUGUAUUUAAAAAUUGUAUUUCCAUGUCUGUUGCAACAGUUUUGGAAGUGUCUAAAAUGACUGUACCCAUAUGUACAAGUCAUUGGUGUUUGGUAAAGAGUUUUUGGCUCAAGAUCUGCAUUUUUUUUUGCCUUUAUUAUGAUAGGACAGAUCAAAACUGACAAGAAGCGAAGUGGGAUAUACAACAUGGGCUCAUUGGAAAUGCAUGCCUCUACCUACAUUUCUGCGAAACUUAAAAAACGUACCUAUACACACGAAUCGCUGCAGUUUCCAGUUGAAAGGAACACUAGAGGCAAUAAACUUUUAUUCCUUUUCACACAAAAUAUGUGACCCUGGACGACAAAACCAGUCUUAAGUGUAAAUUUUUCGAAAUUGAGAUUCAUACAUCUUCUGAAAGCUGAAUUAAUAAUUUGUUAGGAUAGGACAAUAUUUGGCUGAGAUACAACUAUUUGAAUAUCUGGAAUCUGAGGGUGCAAAAAAAAAUCUAAAUAUUGUUGUCCAAAUGAAGUUAUUAGCAAUGCAUAUUACUAAUCAAAAAUUAAGUUUUGAUACAUUUACGGUUAGAAAUGUACAAAAUAUCUUCAUGGAACAUGAUCUUUACUUAAUAUCCUAAUGAUUUUUGGCAUAAAAGAAAAAUUUUGACCCACACGGUGUAUUUUUGGCUAUUGCUACAAAUAUACCCCAGCGACUUAAGACUGGUUUUGUGGUCCAGGGUCACAUAUGAUUUGCAGGUCCACAAAUCAGGUUAAUUUCGAUUAAUAAAGCCUAAUUUUUGCUUAAUUACUUGAGAAAUAUUAUGUUAUAAAUUCAAAACAAUUUUAACAUGCUGCGAGAUUUGAAAACUGAUACUUUUGAACAUUGUCAUCACAUAUACAGCUUAAUUUGCAUGAGUUUUCUAAUUCAGUAGGUUUGCUCAGUAGCUCACAGGAUAACAGCGUUGCACUUGAGUGAAGAAUUGCUCCUGUACGAACCCUGUGAAACUACGGUUCAACAAAAAAGCUCAAAUACGCAUAAGGAAGUGGAAAUAGCACGGCUGCUUCAGCAAAUGCAUGUUUUUAUUUAUAUAUAUAUAUAUAUAUAUAUAUAUAUAAUUUUUUUUUUUAAUCACUUUUGCAUUUGUUAACACUAUCGGGUAGGUUUAGGCUUGGGUUUGGUGUAGAGGAUAUUUCCAAUACGGUAGAGCAUUAACUUUUAGCUACAUUCAUCAGAUAUUUGAAUUAUGAACCACCACAAUACGUACCUGAAACUACGUAAUAAAGAACACAGCAAUACGUGCCCAUAUCAACGUAAGAAAAACAUGUCAGGGUCACGAAUUGAACCAGCAUUUUAGCGCCACUCACUGGAUGUUUCACUGCUGUGAAAUGUGCAGUAAGGUACAUAAUAACGGUGUUGCAGAAAUGUAUUUAGAGGCAUGUAUUUUGAAAGAGCCUGGGUUGGGGAUAGCGAUAGGGGGUGGGAUCGGGAAAGGUCCUCGAGUCGGGAUUCGAACUCGGGGCGCCCGUAGCACAACGGCACUGUAUGUCGGCACGCUGCCCACAAGGCUAGCGGCACAGACAUUGUAUUUUAUUUUUACUCUUCUAUUUAAUUGUGUAUUUCAUUGUAUUAUCUUUAGUUCUUUUUAGUUAAUCGUUUAUCUUAUUUUAUAGCACACAGAGGCGUACAGCAGUUUGCGCAGUACAUUGUUACAUUAUUUACAUUGUUUAUUUAUAUGUAGUUUGGGAGCAGGCACCAUGUGAGCCAGGACCGCCACUGGCUCCUAGACUCCUCCAGCUCAUGAGUGACAUAGUUGUCAUGAUAUCCAGGCUGGAGUUGACUCUGUACGGUGAGCCGCAGCUGUGUAUGUAUAGCGUCUAACCCUCAACAGCAGCUGAUGUCUAUACAGCCCUCCCUCAGCCUCGAGGGCUUUCCGCUCGGUGCUCAACUCACAGCCAUCUUUCAAUUUCAGUUUGUUAGCAUUGAGUUACGGGUGAUGUCAGUGUGCGGCCUGUGAGGAUGUAAGGAAAAAAUUUAUUGCGAGGAGCUUGUUUCAUUGUUUAUUUACCUACAGCGGGGACUCUGACACGAAGGAGUGUUUAGUUAUUGUAAAUGCACAGAGAACAUGGUUUCCUGCUCCGUUUAAGCAUUUAGGUGCCUGGUGGGAACUAUCUGUUUUCCAAAGGUAUUACAACAUAAAUGAACACCUGGAGUCAGGCAGGAGAAGAAAGAGCAGAGCGCCCAGGGGUUUACCGAUGUUUGCGUUUGUUCU
This is a messenger RNA of Onychostoma macrolepis, 7002 nucleotides long. It is a transcript of the gene snx29, whose product is annotated as sorting nexin 29. The coding region runs from base 372 to 2801 and encodes 809 amino acids. The record is from RefSeq and is a predicted model, not a curated record. Lineage: Eukaryota; Metazoa; Chordata; Actinopteri; Cypriniformes; Cyprinidae. Gene Ontology annotation, molecular function: phosphatidylinositol binding. The transcript is spliced from 23 exons.